AUGGACAGACAGCAACCAUCAUCAGGCGAUUUAAGAGACAUUCAAAAGCAACACGCAUUAGGCCUUGAAAAGAGUCAGAGUAAUCACAGCAGCGAUGGUGGAACAAGCCCAGUAAAGCCUCCUUCGUUGUUGGAGAGACGUCAAUCAAACCAGAUACAAAAGCACAACAAUGCACAUCCACUGGAGGAAGAAUUCUUGGGUGACAUCUCACCUAUGCCAACUGGUGCUGAAAGAAUGGCUGCUUUAAGGGAUUUGGGCGCUACAUUUGAAGAAGGGCAGAGAUCGAUUGCUAAAGUGGCAACUCCAACAGAGACUGUAGUGCCUAGUUUUGUUGAUUCUGAUCAACUGGAGGGUCUACUGCAUAAAAGAGAUAACCCUAAUUUGACUGAUACCUGCAACAACACAGUAGCUCGUUGA
Messenger RNA from Mucor velutinosus, 417 nucleotides. RefSeq lists its product as uncharacterized. The record is from RefSeq and is a predicted model, not a curated record. Lineage: Eukaryota; Fungi; Mucoromycota; Mucoromycetes; Mucorales; Mucoraceae. The transcript has 2 exons. The coding region runs from base 1 to 417 and encodes 138 amino acids.